AUGUCUGUUCAAGCGAAGCUUAUCCACGCACUCUGUGUGUUGCAUAACUUCAUCCGCAUCCACGACCCUGAAGACCUCGAUGACAUGGUCCAUGCUGAACUUGACCGUGUUCCCAAUCCACCGGAGCUAUCAGACUUAGGCACACGGUUAGCCAGAGCAGAGCAGAAGAGGGCGUCAGACAGGCGGGAGAGAAUUGCACAGGCGAUGUGGGACAGUUAUCAGGCAUAUGUGAAUGGUAAUUAG
Messenger RNA from Epithele typhae, 243 nucleotides. RefSeq lists its product as uncharacterized. Lineage: Eukaryota; Fungi; Basidiomycota; Agaricomycetes; Polyporales; Epitheliaceae. Bases 1 to 243 code for a protein of 80 amino acids. The record is from RefSeq and is a predicted model, not a curated record. The transcript has a single exon.